Hyposmocoma kahamanoa is the source of this 636-nucleotide messenger RNA. RefSeq names its product coiled-coil domain-containing protein 115. Lineage: Eukaryota; Metazoa; Arthropoda; Insecta; Lepidoptera; Cosmopterigidae. Gene Ontology annotation, biological process: vacuolar proton-transporting V-type ATPase complex assembly. The transcript has 2 exons. The record is from RefSeq and is a predicted model, not a curated record. Gene Ontology annotation, cellular component: extrinsic component of endoplasmic reticulum membrane. The coding region runs from base 113 to 604 and encodes 163 amino acids.
GGGGUCAUUUGAUUUGAGUCAUGUGAUUAGUUGUUUGAGCUUUUGUUAUGAGUUCUAUUGAAUUUUUGUUUUAGUAAAAAAUUUAGGAAGCAGGUGUAAGUUGUGGACAACAAUGGCUACUAGAACCUCAGAUGACACCACUGGUCCUGAUAUGGAUACGGUAUGCAUGCUACUUGACAAGAUAACUUUGAAACAAUUGUAUUUGAUGGAGGAGAAGAUGCGCUGUGAACUGAACAUUGAGACGAGCAUUAAUAAUGGAAGUCUUCACCUUGCAAAAUCACGCUAUAUUAUGGGUCAUAGCUCUGUAAGUUCAACAAAGUUGCCUGUCGAAGGGAGUGCAGAGUUUGCAGCAUCAACUGUCUGUGAAACUUCAGAGGACGAUGGGAUUAAACAAUUGAAAGUUAAAGAAAACAAUACCGAGAACACAUGCAACCCUCUACGAUGGUUUGGAAUAUUAGUUCCUCAAAACCUGCAUAGAGCACAACAUAUUUUUCAAAAUGCCAUAAAUUUUGUUGUUGAAUGUGUAAAUGUGCAAUUACAAAUAUAUGAAAAUACAAAUAAUAUUAAAAUUUUGAAUAAAUAUAAGAAAAUUUUAGAGGCGUAGACUAUAUUUCCAAGUACAUAUAGUAAUAAGAU